CUACACUUCUCAGCUUGAGGUUUUUUGACAGGCCAGCCAUGAACGUGCGAGAGGUGACUAUCACCCGACGACUUUUCCACCUUGGCCUCCGAGGUGCUUGGGAAGAGGCUUUGGACCUCUGGGACAAAUGUGGUAUGCCCAUGGAUGCGGUGAUGUGUAGUGCGAUGUGCCGGUCGUGUGAAGCCUCCGGCAGAUGGGAAGUCGCGCUGUCCCUGAGCGGUGGAUGUGCUCUCGACGCCGGUGCCUGCACAGCUUUGAUGAAGCUCUUUGGGCGGUGCAGUCAGUGGCAGCGUGCCAUGGAGGUCUUUGCGGCAAUGCAGACAGAAGGGCCUUCACCUGAUACAUAUGCGUUGGGUGCUGCUGUGGCAGCCUGCGGCAACUGGCAGCACGUGCUGGAGCUACUGCAGGCAGCGCGGCGCUAUUGCUUGCAACCCAACGCAGUGGUGUGCAACUCCGCGAUCUCAGCCUGUGGAGCGCACUGGCAAGUGGCUCUGGCCAUCAUGGAGGAAAUGGGGGAAGCACGCCUGGGCGAUCAUGUGACUUGCGGCAGCGCCAUUGCUGCCUGCAAGAAGGCUGGGCAAUGGGAGCUAGCACUUGCGCUCCUGGAGAGUGAGCCGAAGCUUCGCAACGUGGUCGCUGCUUCUACCGCCAUCUCUGCCUGCGCCGAGGCGCAGCAAGCAGAACGAGCAGCGGAGCUGUUGCAAUCACUGCCAGGGAUGCACAUCGAGCCUUCAGCGGCUUCCUUCAAUGCUGCCAGCAGCUGCCAGAGCUGGGAUUUGGCGUUGGAGGUCUUGCGUUUUGCAGCAAUUCACGGUGUUGAAGCACGCGCCUCGCUUGGGGCCAUGAAGGCGUUUGAGCGAGGCUGUCGUUGGCAAUCUGCGCUCGCAUUGCUGCGCCCUGGGUGCAAAGACAUCCAGCUGGGUGCCGCGUUGCGAGCUUGCCAGCAGGCUGGCGCCUGGGAACGCAGCCUUUGUCUCUUUGAGGAGCGAGGAGCCCUGGGGGCGCCCCCGCUCGAGCUCUGGAACAUCGUCAUAACAAGCUGUGCGGAGGGCUGCUGGCAAAAAGCGCUAGCUAUGCUGCAAGGUUUGCGACAGGCAAUGCAGCCAGACGCUUUUUCCUACAACUCAGCCAUUAAAGCCUGCCAGAUCGGAAGCCAUUGGGAAGGGGCAGUUUUGUUGCUCGAGGAGAUGCAGCAGCUGCAUCUUGCAGAUGCUCUGACGCACCACAUGGUCAUGACGGCAUGCAUGGACAGCUUGCAGUGGGAAGCAUGCCUGCGGAUCCUGCAGGCUUUGGAGCAGUUGGCUGAGCCAGGCCUGCUGGUCUAUGGCCCGGCCGUUGGGGUGUGUUUGAGAACUCUGCAGUGGGAGCACGCGCUCCUUUUGGUUCACGGCCUGUGGGCGAAGACGCUCACGCCGGACACGGCCAUGUGCAACGCCGUCGUCACCGCGUGCGAGCGAGCUAGCCGCUGGGCCUGGGCCGUGCAGCUGUUGCAGACGAUGAGACGGGCAGGCCCUGAGCCUGAUGCCGCAACGCGCAAUGCAGCCAUUGGCGGUGCAUGGCGCUCGGCUCUCUUCCUCCUGGGGUCCGAGCGCGACCCGUUGGCCGUGGGUGCCACGUUGGGCGCCUGUGCUCGGGCCAGCCGCUGGGAGGAGGCCUUUUUGCUGCGGUCCAGGAGCCCAAACCUUAUUUCCUGUGCAUCUGCCUUCAGCGCUUGCGUUCGCGCUCAACGCUGGCUCGCAUCUGCGGCACUGCGCCAGGAGCUGAGCAGCUUUCUGGCAGCCGCCCUCAGAGGCUUGGCGGACCUGUCCCAUUCCAACAUCAUCGUUGCCGUUCUGGAGCAGUUGCAGGAAGAUCAAGCAGUUGGCCAGUCUCAGGCAGCUUCCUUUCGGCGGACAUUGCUUGCACCAGCAGCAGCGCGCCUGCUCGCGCUUUCAACGUCAUCCGAUGUUGUAGUUGCGAAGCUCGGGGGGGAGGUGGUCCUGCAAGACCCAAUUCUGGAGCGCCAAUCCAGCCUAGGCUCCGUGGCAGACUUGCCUAGCAUUGGGAUCGGGACAGCGGACCUCUUGGCCUGGGUGGCUGGUCCUCGCUUAGUGAGUCGACGGACAAUGGUUGUUGGCGAGAGAACAGAAGAUCCUGCUGCCAAAGAUAUACUUGCUCACGUCUCGCAUGCGCUGGGGAAAGGGUCGUGCCGGCGUUGGCAAGGAGCAUACCGGAUGGAGCGCUCAGAGGCCUUGCCAUCUUUGUAUGUGGAGCAUCAACGCUUUCAACAUGCAGAACGCCAGGCAUUGCUGGAUGUCUUGCGCCUGGUCCGAGCCUAGAAUCUUGGCUCCGGGAGAUGCACAUCUAUGAGUGCAGCUUCAACUGCUAGCGUCACGGCGGACAUGGACCGUUGACUCGAUUCUGCUCUCAGCGGAGAGCGGAUUGUGUGCAACAUCUUGGCAGGACGAGCUCGUCGUCUUGAUCGAAGCGCAUAGGUUCUCAAGUUCUCCUGUUUGAUGAAAGCGCAGAAUUGAGAGUCAAGCCAUGGUUUCACGCAGUUGCGAAGCGAGCCAUGCCUUGUUCGUGUUUCUGUUGCGUAUCAAACCGGUUGCCCAGCCACGAUUCACGCGUGCCCAGCCUGGUGGA
Messenger RNA from Effrenium voratum, 2625 nucleotides. NCBI's taxonomy places the organism in Eukaryota, Dinophyceae, Suessiales, Symbiodiniaceae. The record is from the annotation of a GenBank genome assembly.